AUCUCUCUCCCUCUCUCUCUCUACGCCCCCUUCUCUCUAUAGGAAGUCCAGUAUGGUCUCCAAGGCCAGGAAGCAGCCGACACCCAAAUCGGCAAAAAUCCGAACGGUGACACUCAAUUCUGGUUGUCGGAAAACUCCAAAGAAGCCUCCGUCUCCAUCUUCUAUUCUCCUCAUCUCCUCUUUGAGGAAAUCUCUCGGUUCAUGCAAGCGCUGUGUCCUCAAACUCCUCUCUGGUGUCCUGAGGCCUUCCGAUUUCAAUCACCGAGGGAGAGGUUUUCACCCCCACAAGAUCCAUUUUGAUCCUGAACCCAUCAAAGAAAUUCCUGUAAGUUCACAAAAUGCUCUACUCCCUCCCCCAAAUUUUCCCUUCAAGGCUACCAUUUUCCUAGACCUUGAUGAGACAUUGGUACAUUCGUCAUUGAGCCCACCUCCUGACAUUUAUGAUUUCGUUGUGAACCCAUCGAUCGAUGGUCAUAUAUCAACUUUUUACGUCAAGAAAAGGCCCGGAAUUGAUGAGUUUUUCGAGUUUAUUGAGGGUAAAUUCGAGGUUGUUAUUUUUACAGCUGGGUUAAAGGUAUAUGCUGAAAUGGUGAUUGAUAAGAUUGAUAAAAGAGGAGUUAUUAGCCAUAGGCUGUACAGGGAUUCUUGUAAAGAGGUUAAUGGUAAAUUUAUUAAGGACUUGUCAAAAACCGGUCGAGAUAUCGGAAGAAUGGUCAUAAUUGAUGAUAACCCGGACUGUUUCUCUCUUCAAAAAGAGAAUGCAAUUCAGGUUAGGCAAUUUGUCAAUGAUUUGUGGGAUACAGAGCUCAGUAAGCUUGUGAAGUUCUUGGAGGUUGCUUUGGGUUUUAAUGAUAUAAGGCAGGCUAUAGCGCGUUAUCAUUCACAACAGGGAGAGAGGCUAAAUUUGUAAAUUAUUUGUGGGUUUCAAUUUAUUUAUUUAUUAUUUAUUUGUAAUUUAUUUUUCAUUGUUAUUGUAUGGGUGCCUCUACUAUAAUGCCUUUUCUGGUUUAUGGCCCUGUAAUAAUAUAUUAUGAUAUAUGGAGAAACUCCA
This is a messenger RNA of Amborella trichopoda, 1051 nucleotides long. RefSeq lists its product as uncharacterized. NCBI's taxonomy places the organism in Eukaryota, Viridiplantae, Streptophyta, Magnoliopsida, Amborellales, Amborellaceae. The record is from RefSeq and is a predicted model, not a curated record. Gene Ontology annotation, molecular function: phosphatase activity.